Messenger RNA from Tauraco erythrolophus (red-crested turaco), 1224 nucleotides. The record is from RefSeq and is a predicted model, not a curated record. NCBI's taxonomy places the organism in Eukaryota, Metazoa, Chordata, Aves, Musophagiformes, Musophagidae.
GGAUAGGUACCUAUUACCCCAUUUCUCUGGUGAAGCCUAUUCAGCAGUGGUGACUUCUUCCAAUCGACCACUCCACAAAUUAUUAUCUCUGGACUCCCAGCUGACACCCUGCCGGAGGCCAGAGCUACUGAGACAACUGGAAUUGUGCCUGCUCUCGUCAAGGUUUUUUCUUUCACGGGGGAAAAAAAAAAAAAGAUGAAGUUGGGCAAAGUGGAGUUCUGCCAUUUUCUGCAGAUACUAGCUCUUUUCCUGUGUCUUUCUGGGAUGAAUCAAGCAGAGCUCUCAAGGUCCAGAUCAAAGCCCUACUUUCAAUCAGGGAGAACGAGAACCAAGCGCAGCUGGGUGUGGAAUCAGUUCUUUGUGCUGGAAGAAUACAUGGGUACAGACCCACUCUAUGUAGGAAAGCUUCACUCUGAUGUUGAUAAAGGAGAUGGUUCCAUCAAAUACAUCUUGUCAGGCGAAGGGGCAAGUUCCAUUUUCAUUAUUGAUGAGAACACGGGGGAUAUUCAUGCUACAAAGAGACUGGACCGAGAAGAGCAGGCCUACUACACGCUCCGAGCACAAGCACUAGAUAGGCUGACUAAUAAACCCGUGGAACCAGAAUCUGAGUUCGUCAUUAAGAUUCAGGACAUCAAUGACAAUGAGCCAAAAUUUCUCGAUGGUCCUUAUACUGCUGGAGUUCCCGAGAUGUCUCCUGUGGGCACCUCUGUGGUUCAAGUGACAGCCACUGAUGCAGAUGAUCCUACUUACGGCAACAGUGCUCGAGUGGUUUACAGCAUAUUGCAAGGACAACCUUACUUUUCUGUGGAGCCAAAAACAGGUGUUAUCAAGACUGCCCUUCCAAAUAUGGAUAGAGAAGCCAAGGACCAAUACCUACUAGUUAUUCAAGCGAAGGACAUGGUUGGGCAGAAUGGUGGAUUAUCAGGGACUACAUCUGUAACUGUCACCCUGACUGAUGUUAACGACAACCCACCUCGCUUUCCACGACGAUCUUAUCAAUAUAAUGUCCCAGAGUCUUUGCCAGUGGCUUCUGUGGUGGCCAGAAUAAAAGCUGCAGAUGCAGAUGUGGGACCUAAUGCUGAAAUGGAGUAUAAGAUUGUGGACGGUGAUGGUUUGGGAGUAUUCAAAAUUUCUGUUGACAAAGACACCCAAGAGGGAAUCAUAACAAUUCAGAAGGUAAGUCUGAUUUUUGUCACUGAUUUUGUUUGGACCUGUGCAAGAUGA